Culex quinquefasciatus (southern house mosquito) is the source of this 3681-nucleotide messenger RNA. It is a transcript of the gene IPIP, whose product is annotated as sesquipedalian-1. Gene Ontology annotation, biological process: receptor recycling; endosome organization; retrograde transport, endosome to Golgi. Lineage: Eukaryota; Metazoa; Arthropoda; Insecta; Diptera; Culicidae. Gene Ontology annotation, cellular component: trans-Golgi network; recycling endosome; early endosome. The record is from RefSeq and is a predicted model, not a curated record.
UCCGUCCGUCACCAGACAGCUGUCAGUCAGUCAGUGUUUUCAAUCCCAAAUCGAUUUGGUCGUCUCGCCGCGACUUUUAAUUAUUUUGUUUUUCGAGCGCGAUCAACAACUAAAAAUUAUAAAAAUAGCAAACCCAAUCACACCGCGGUGGCAUUUUUUCUGCAUCAUUCUGAUGCCGCGUUAUAAAUAGUCUCGCGUGACGGAGAUAAAAUGCUCCAUUGUUGGUGUUAGACUUCGAACAACAAAAAAAGGAAUCAAUUUUUUUUCGCUGGACGUUGGUGGGCGGUGCCCGUUUGGGAAGAUCUUGUGGUGAGUCACACCGGAACAACGAUGAAGAUCAACGAGAAGAAUCUGUGCAUGUUUGCGACCACUCCGCCGGUGGAUCUGGAAGGGUGGCUCAACAACGGGGAAGUGAACAAAAGCUGGCAGCGACGAUGGUUUGUUCUCAAGGGGAACCUCCUGUUUUACUUCGAACGGAAAGGGGACCGAGAACCGCUCGGGAUGAUCAUCCUGGAGGGUUGCACCGUUGAACUCGCCGAAGAGGGCGAACAGUACUGCUUUCAGAUAAUCUUCCACGGCGCCAACAAUCGGACCUACUACCUGAGCACCGAGUCCCAGGGCAACAUGGAGCAGUGGAUGAAGGCCCUGACCUGUGCCGGGUACGACUACAUGAAGCUGAUGGUGGCCGAGCUGCAGCGCCAGCUGGACGAAAUCGAGGACGGUGGCAAGUUGAGUGCAGACGACGCGUUGGAGAACUCACCCCUGCCGCCACCACCGAAGGCGCCACCUCGGAGGCAGAAUCCGGGCUUCCAGCACAGGCCGGCGAUGCCGCCGAUUGAGUACGCAACGAAUGCCGAAUUCGUCGCGAGCGACGCCUCAACGGUCCUCCCGUCGCCAAAAGUGAUCCGGCGAGCGCCUCCCGCACCGAUUGCCGCCAUCCACCAGCACCACCGCAGUGAAGCCGUGAACAUGGAGCUGCGAUCACCGCCGGAACCGCCGGUGAGCUCCUCCACUGUCGCUGCCACCUCUCAGUUGAACGUGGUGGACCUGCUGAACGUGGCCGGCGACCCGACGACGGACGAGUUUAGCUUCGAGCGGAUGCACUCGCUGCUCGGGGCGCCGGUACUGGUCCACCUGAGGGCACGCAAAACGGCCAUGGAGAAGAGCGAACAGCCGCUUAUUAGCUUUUAAAGUUUUGGUGUUUAGCCGCGCCCCGUUUUGAUCCCUCGAUCCUCUCUGAAGAAACGCUUAUUCGGGGGUAGGCCAGCGUUAAGCAAAAUUGGGUAGCAGUGCGAAAUGAGUAACUUUGAGACGUUUGACGUUUCGGUUCGAAAUUGACGCUGUCCUUCCCCUUGAUGUUUACAUUGGUUGUUUAUAGUUAAGAUUCGCGUUUAUGUUGCUAACCAACUUGUUGGGAUUCGUCAUUAUGUUUCAUGUCUAACGCUUCCAUGUGUUUACAAAACAAACCCAAACAUAACCUAAGCCAUCACGAUCAUGAUCCAUUUGAGUCAAUUAGCUGCAUCCCUAAUCAACAACAAGCGCAAACUCUAUACAUAGGUGUUAAGGUUCCGUUUCAUAAACUCUCGUGACAUCAACGGGUCGCACAAGUUUAUUGUGAUAGUAAUGUUUCAUAUCUCCUUUAUAAGAAAGCAAACUUGACUGCUCGCAGCGGUAAAUAAGUGUCAAAAAUUGUGUAAAUGUCUUCAAACUUAAAUUUAGGUAAUAAUAUAACAGUUGUGCAUUGAUUCCUAUAACAACAUCAUAACACAAGAUAUUACAACUUAACUGUUUUUUAUAGCUUAGAUUACCCGAAUAAGAUCAGUUAAGUAAAUAAUACAGAAUAACCAGCAGUGUCAAAUAAAUGUUCAAACUACAGUCCUGAAUCAUUCCUAUGCAAAGCAUCACGCCCUAUUGAAAAGUUAUAGCCAAAAUCAUUAGAACCACAACUGAAAAUAGAGAAUAGAAAUCAUCCAUAGAAUCUUUGAAAUACAUUUAACUUAUAUAUUGCACAUAAGUAUUAUUCCUAAUCGAAUUUUAAUUAAAAUUAAUUUCACUUUUGCUAAACUCAAUUUUGUUCGCAGUUUAAAUGCAAAAUGUGCCACAAUAUGUAAUUUCUUGGAACAAUUUCUACCAAGAAUGUAUUAUACUGUCCUCACAAAAAUGACAUAACCAAACUUUUCGGAACACUCAGCAAACGUCAAACCAGUGGGUGUGAUAUGCCAGUAUUAGGUCUUCGAUGGAAUUACAUGUUGUUCUCCUAUUAAGAGUUUACCCACACUUGACAUUUUUCUCUCUUACUCAUUUUUGAGUAGGUUCGAGUUUUAUAGAAUUGGUUUAUGGCGUGUUGCCUCAAAGCUAUUUUCUGGAUGAGUUAGAAUUUAACUAAAUUGGAGUGAUAAUUGAAACUUCACCCAAUCUUGGCCAAAUCUAGUUUGGGUGAAUAAUUAACUUGAAAAUUUGGUAGUAAUACUGAGACAUUUUUCUAAAAUUAGUAAUUUUGUAAAAAAAUAGUCAUGUUUAUUAAUGAUUAAGUAAUUUGACAUUUAGCGUUUGGGAAAUUUACAUAUUGCUUGCGAAAUUUUGAAUAAAGCUUGUCAUUAUAGAAUGAAAUUUACAAAAAAAAAUCGGAUCCGAAUAUAAUUUAAAUAUUUCAAUCGAGAAAUCAAAAAGAUAGAGAGAUGUGAGCCGGUAACAUAGAGUUAAACUUUCACAGCUGUCUUGGUAAAUUUCACAGGAGCUUCACAGAAAGAUUAACUCCAUGUUGCGCUUUUAAUAUCACGAUACUGGAAUAUUUUUUAUAAUUGGCAGGUUAGAAAAACAGAAAUAUUGUUUGCUUCCAAAUGGUGUUCCAAACAAAACAAAACACGUUAACACGGAACUUCAUAAAAUUUGAGUUCGUUAAAAAAAAAAUCCUUCAAUUUUUAUUUAUUUUUUUGUAAGAUUUUCAAACAUGUUGAAUAAUAUAGAUAGGCCCCUUUAUAUAAAUGAAUUAUUGAGUUUAGACAAAAAAAAACAAAACAAAUAUAAUAACCGCAUACGCUACAUAAUCAAUCUUGCUAUAGUGCUCGUUACCGUUACGUUACAUGUCACACUUGUGCUUGUGUAUUUUUACGCUCGUUUUCCAAAGAUCGAUUCGCCCACCAUUUUGCGCUCUCCAUUUUUCCCCCCCAUUUAUGUUCUAUGUGAUGUGUUUAACCGCUACUCGCCAAGCUCUAAAUUUACGUGUUAACCAAGGUUUAAAAAUUCGGCGCCUGGCCCAGCCAAAACGCAACAUCCAGCUUACUUCCCGAAAUGAUCAUUCACCAAAUCCGUUCUUCUCCCACACCUUCUGCUCACCGUACAACUCCGUAUUCCGGCAGCAGCGAAACGGCACCGCAAACGAAAGCCCCUAGAGUCCCACUUUUAAGUGGAGUGGUCGCCAUGCAAAAGUUCUGUUGAAAUUCUAAAAAAAAGGUUUGCUUCUUUUCUUUAUUGAGCUGAAGAAAAAUACGUUAUACGAAUACAUAGUGCCAAAAGGAUCAAAUUUUAACUAGGUUUUAAGCGUUCGCGUUCGAACAAAAUUAGGUUAGGUUAUGUUCUGUACCGUUUCUCAAAGCAUUGUGUAAAAAAGUUGUGAAGCUUCGCCAUUUCAAAACGAUAAACAUCUUAUAGAUAGAUAUUAACUUAUUAGUACAAACGAAA